AACCGCCCAAACAACCCAACCAAAUGGUCUCUUCCCCCUCCGACCUCGAACAAGAGGUGCUAGGCACUUGGGCCCUGCUCGAAUAUUCCUCCGAGCCGUUCGACGGCAAAGGUCCAACAAUCCACCCGAUGGGACCAGAUGCGCGCGGAAUUCUCACCUACACGUCGGACGGAUACAUGACCGUGAAUGUGAUGCCUACUGCGGGCAACAAGAUCAAGCAGUCGAUUCAUGAUGGGGUGAUGUAUGCGGGUCGGUACUGGAUCGAUAAAAAGCAGCCGGAUGGGAGAGGAGCCGUGAUGUGUCAUGAUGUGCAGAUGGCUUGUCCGGCUGAGUUGGAGGGAACUGUUCUUAAGCGACAGAUCAUGGUAUCGGAGGGUAGGUUGAGGUUGUCGUCAUUGAAGUAUGUGGAUUUAGAGGGUCUGAUGGCGAAGCCGGAGUUGGUGUGGGAGAGGAUUAGUCGACCGUGA
This is a messenger RNA of Aspergillus sclerotioniger CBS 115572, 467 nucleotides long. RefSeq lists its product as uncharacterized. Lineage: Eukaryota; Fungi; Ascomycota; Eurotiomycetes; Eurotiales; Aspergillaceae. The transcript has 2 exons. Bases 24 to 467 code for a protein of 147 amino acids. The record is from RefSeq and is a predicted model, not a curated record.